UCUUCCUCCACCAGCAGCUCCCAAAGCCCAGAUGUAGGCUGGGUGGAUACGUUUCUGAUACCAUGGGAUACAUUUCCUCAGGAACUAAUGCAAUUUUUGGAGAGAGGAAAACGACUAAGUCCACGAAUGAGAAGAGAGAUGGUCCGAAUUGUGGUAAAUGAGAUGAUGCGAAAAUGUUCAUGCCCAAAUAAAAGGAAUUCUACUGAAGUUGCCAAAAAGAUGGUAGCAAAGUAUCCAGAGUCUCUCCUGGAUGUAAUAGAGGGGGAUGUGGUUGGGCCAGGGUACCAUUCUUUAGUGAAGCAGUUGCAGUAUAGGAUUGAAAAUGUGAAGCGAUCUACGACACCCAAAAUAAGAAAACGAAGACAUCAGACUGAUGACUCUGACACGGACGAAAUUCCUCCAGAAAAGAGGGCAGCAAUUCAGGAUACGUAUGGAUGCAUUAACUGGCAUGUAAAAUUCCUGCCACAGGGAGAGACCUCUGAAAGUCAGGAGGAAAAGAAAGAGAAAAUGAAGAUAAUGUCUCGUCAAACUGAUGCAAACGCAGAAGAAGUCAGACAUCUAAUGAAAUUGACUUUCUACACACAACGUAACCAAGUCAAUCAGGGCAAGAAUAUAAAAUGCCUCCUGGAGGAUUGGCCAUGGUGGUUUAAUGAGCUUGGCAUGGCAGUUCACUACAAGGAGCUUACCGGAAUUGGUCUUUAUGAAACUUUCACACGGAAUCUGGACUUGAAGGUGAAACGACUACUAAACUACUUCAGUACUGUUGGUGUGAACAAAAACAAAAAGUUCCUGCAGGACUUAACAAAGUUUAAAAUGAUGAGGGGAGAGCUAAGUGGUUGCUCUGAAGAUGUGAAAGAGAUGUUGAUGCUUUUGAUUUCCUACUUUAAUGAGAAGGAAGAUGCUAUGUUCUGUCAUGUGGAGGACACAUGCCUCGCAGAAGAGGUAGAGAUGGACAAAGUUAAUUUGACCCCAACACUUGUUGUGUGUGGCCAAUCCUGCUUUUCGUCGAAGCGUUUCAUGCUGUGUGUGGAUCAAAAUAUUGUACAUGACAACAUCCCCUCCUUCAUUUCCGCCCUGUGCAUGAUGUUUGGAAGCUAUUAUUGCUUUAACAUCCAUUACCCAUCAGAGCUGGCAUCAACCUUGGAGUUUUUGCAGAGGUGUUUCUUCUCUAUCAACCCAGAGAAAGGCACUAAAGUGGAGGAGACAAACACAGCCCGACUUCAUGUGAACCCAAGAGUUCUUACCUUGAUUCAGGCGCUUUCAGAUCAUGAAUGGCGUGACGUCUAAAUAUGGACUGAAGUCAGUAAGAUUUGACAAACAGUGAAUGCCAGUUUCUCAGGUUUAUUUGAUCUGCCAUGCUUAAUGUAUGUGUUAAGUUUGUACACAACUGUUAAGAGUUUUUAUUGCUCUAGUGUUUUCUGAAUUAGGUUAUUUCUGAAUUGCUUGUUUGUAUGGAAUAUUUGUUUAUAAAACAACUCUUAAAUGUUCUUAAACCGAUUUAAGAGAAAAGUCAGUAACAUUUUAUAAUAACUACACACUAUAAAUAAUUUAUUAAGCAUUAGCAUAUAGUGAAUUCAUUAACUGUUGAGCACUAACUCUAAAUUAAUAAACAUUAUUUGGCAGUUUAUAACAACUGCUAAAAUGCUGUAUUCUUGAUUUAAAAACACGUGUAAUGUGCCUAAUAAUUGUGUUUUCAUACUUUGUUAAUGAUUCUUUUUUCAUUACUGAAUUAAGUACUGCAUUAUUUACAAACCAGUUGUAUUUUAGAGUAUUUCAGGGUUUUUAGGAUCAUUUAGAAUGAAUUGGUAAAUGGUUAAUAAACUAUUCAAAUCAACAUUUAUAAUUCUUAUUAUUCAGGCAUAUAUUAAUAGUUAAUUUGUAUGUUAUUUAAUUCUUUAUUAACUCAACUUUAUCCUCACUAAUCCAAAGUGAGGACUAUGCUUUAUAAAUCC
This is a messenger RNA of Danio rerio (zebrafish), 1952 nucleotides long. Lineage: Eukaryota; Metazoa; Chordata; Actinopteri; Cypriniformes; Danionidae. The record is from RefSeq and is a predicted model, not a curated record.